This is a messenger RNA of Pseudozyma hubeiensis SY62, 1413 nucleotides long. Its product is annotated as argininosuccinate lyase. Bases 1 to 1413 code for a protein of 470 amino acids. Lineage: Eukaryota; Fungi; Basidiomycota; Ustilaginomycetes; Ustilaginales; Ustilaginaceae. The transcript has a single exon. Gene Ontology annotation, cellular component: cytosol. Gene Ontology annotation, molecular function: argininosuccinate lyase activity. The record is from RefSeq and is a predicted model, not a curated record.
AUGGCAUCAACAUCAGACGAUUUCACCAAGCGAAAGCUGUGGGGCGGCCGCUUCACCGGCAACAACGACCCGCUCCUCUUUGCCUACAACGAGUCGCUCUCUUACGACAAGCGCAUGCAUGCCCAGGACAUCCGAGGUUCGCAAGCCUACGCACGCGCUCUCGUAAAGACCGGCGUGCUUAAUGAGCAGGAAAAGGACCAGAUUGUCGCAGGUCUCGACAAGGUCGGUCAGGAGUGGAAGGACGGCACCUUCGAGAUCCACUCCGACGACGAAGACAUCCACACCGCCAACGAGCGUCGUCUCACCGAGCUCAUCGGCAGCGUCGGCGGCAAGCUGCACACUGGCAGGUCCAGGAACGACCAGGUCGCAACUGACAUGCGUCUGUGGCUCAUCGACGAGGUCAAGGCCAUCGAGGGCCACCUCAAAGACUUGAUCCAGGUCAUGAUCGCUCGCGCAAGGCAAGAGGUCGAUGCUCUCAUGCCUGGAUACACCCACCUUCAGCGCGCUCAGCCCAUCCGAUGGUCGCACCUCCUCCUCUCGCACGCCACCUACUUUGCAUCCGACCUUGCCCGUCUACGAGACCUCAUGCCUCGAAUCUCGGUACUUCCUCUCGGCUCGGGUCCUUUGGCUGGCAAUCCCUUUGCCGGCCUCGACCGCGACGCCAUUGCUGCCGACCUGGGCUUCCAGACGGUGGGCCCCAACUCGAUGAACAGCGUCUCAGACCGUGACUUUGUCGUCGAAUACCUCAUGUGGGCCAGCUUGACCUCGAUCCACCUCAGCAAGAUGGCCGAAGACUUUAUCAUCUACUCGACCUCCGAAUUCGGCUUCAUGCAGCUGAGCGACGCCUACAGCACCGGCUCAUCCAUCAUGCCCCAAAAGAAGAAUCCGGACAGCUUGGAGCUCCUUCGAGGCAAGGCGGGUCGCAUCUUUGGUCAGAUGUCCGGCUUCAUGAUGUCGCUCAAAGGCAUCCCGUCCACCUACAACAAGGAUCUGCAGGAAGACAAGGAACCGCUCUUUGACGCCGUCGACACCACCAAGAAUGGCAUCCAGAUCGCCACUGGUGUGCUCUCCACGCUCAACAUCUUCCCCGAAAAGAUGAAGUCGGCCUUGACGCCAGACAUGCUCGCUACCGAUCUGGCAGAAUACCUCGUCCGAAAGGGCAUCCCCUUCCGUGAGACGCAUCACAUCUCUGGCAGCGCAGUGCGUCUGUCUGAGCAGAAAGGUUGCCUGCUUUCGCAACUCACGCUCCAAGAUCUGCGAACGCUGUCGGACAAGUUCGACGACGACGUCAUGCAGGUCUGGUCCUUUGAGCAGAGCGUCGAGCGUCGCGACGCCAAAGGCGGCACUUCGAAGCGCGCCGUGCUCGAACAGUGCGACACGCUCGAAAAGGUACUCUCUUCUCCGUCGCAGUGA